AUUCACAGCAUCUUUUUGAGCCGAAUGUUAUUUGUUUCUAUGGCCGAAUUUAUUUGUAUCUAUCUUCUAUCUUCUUCCUCACCGUCAAGUUGUCUCUACACAAAAAGUACUCAUGGCCAGUUCUCUUCAAAAGCCUAGCCAUUGAAUUAACCACUCAAUAAAUAUGGAUACAUUUUCACAAAAAGUACCCAACAUUAUUACCAGACUUUAUACGAUAUCACACAAUGAAAGAAGAUGAAUUCCUAUGUUGUCAGCUUGGUUUCUGGGUGUUUCUGAUUAUAUGUCUGGUGCUUGUGUCACUGGCAGGCAUUGCAUCAGGCCUAGCUCUAGGACUACUGUCCUUCAGCCAAGUGGAUCUUGAGGUACUCAUUAAGGCCGGUCGACCAAAAGACACAAAACAUGCAGAAAGGAUUCAACCUUUUGUAAAGAAUGGACAUUUUGUCCUGUGUACACUUCUUCUAGGAAAAUCACUGGCCAUGGAGGCACUGCCAAUUUUUAUGGACUCAAUCAUCCCAACUUGGUUUACUAUUCUGGUGUCAGCACCCUUGGUGACUGUGUUUGCAGAGAUUUUACCUCAAGCUGUGUGCUCUCGAUAUGGACUAACUUUAGGAGCAAAAAUGGCUCCCUUUGUUCAAUUGCUUCUGCUGAUCUUCUUCCCUAUAACCUAUCCUGCUAGUAAGGUGCUGGAUUGGGCUCUAGGGAAAGAACAUUCAGUUCUUCUCAGAAGAUCAGAGUUGAAGACAUUUGUGGACUUACAUGCAAAUGAGGCAGGGAAAGGUGGAGAGUUAUCACAUCAUGAAACUUCUAUAAUCACAGGUGCUAUAGAUUUGACUAGGAAGACAGCUAAAGAUGCAAUGACACCCAUAUCUGAAACUUUUUCUCUUGAUAUAAAUUCAAAACUUGACAUGCAUACAAUGACACAAAUAAUGAGCAAAGGUCACAGUCGAAUACCUAUACAUUCUGGGCACCCAAGAAAUAUUAUUGGCCUCAUAUUGGUUAAAAACUUGAUAUUCUGCCGCCCAGAAGAUGAGACCCCAAUAAAGAAUUUGAUUAUAAGGAAAAUUCCAAGGGUUUAUGAAAGUUGGCCACUAUAUGAGAUAUUGAAUCAAUUCCAGAAGGGUCACAGCCACAUGGCUGUUGUCUUGAAAUCCAACAAAGACACAGAGAGCACUAUGGGCGCACCUACCUUUUUGAAUAUAAUUACUAAUAAAAUAUCAAACGCGGCUCAAGUUUCUGUAGAAUCUGAUUCUUCCUUUGUCCUGGAAAUAAGUCAGAGAAGUUCUGUACAUGAAACCAGUUUAAACUCUAGUGAUGCAGAAUUUCAUAGUCCAACAUUAAAAAAUGUAAUGGAACUAGAUGGUGAAGUACAUCGAGAAUCCAACCAGUGGGAACAAGAAAAUGAAUAUUUCUCACAAGAACAAAUAGAGUCUCUUCCAGAUGUUAUAAAUGAGGAGGUUAUUGGCAUCAUCACAAUGGAAGAUGUCAUGGAGGAACUGUUACAGGGAGACAUACUGGAUGAAACUGAUGAAUAUGUUCACGUUCAAAAGAACAUUAGAAUUAACCUGCUGCAAUCUCUAAGGUCACAAUCAAGAUCUUCAAGGAGGGAUUCUGGUUCUGGUCAUCGCUAAAGAACUUUCUAACAUUAUUUAUUAUGUUUAGUCUCAGCGACAUUAAGAUUCCAAAAGCUCAAGUGUGGAUACUUUUGUUCCAACAUCAUGAUUUUGAUUUCCUAGAUAUCAAUAGAAUUUAAUUCAAAUACAUUGACAGUGAAAAGAUUUUUUUACACUGUCAUAGAUUACCAAGUAAGAUAGUUUACUUUUGUAACAAUUAUGUUAAAAAUUAUAUUUAUAGUGAUUUCUAAUUGGUUGACAG
Glycine soja is the source of this 1872-nucleotide messenger RNA. RefSeq names its product DUF21 domain-containing protein At2g14520-like. The coding region runs from base 225 to 1628 and encodes 467 amino acids. Gene Ontology annotation, cellular component: intracellular membrane-bounded organelle. NCBI's taxonomy places the organism in Eukaryota, Viridiplantae, Streptophyta, Magnoliopsida, Fabales, Fabaceae. The transcript has 12 exons. The record is from RefSeq and is a predicted model, not a curated record. Gene Ontology annotation, biological process: magnesium ion homeostasis.